AAGAAGUCAAUUUGCACUUGCUAUCAGUCUGCACGAUGGCUGCGGCGCACUGGCGGCAGGAAUUGUUCUGCAAGUCCACACAGCGCGCCAGGGAGCUGAUUCCCUUCCUCCUGGAGCAGCACAGGAUCUGCGGGCUGAACAUGCCAAACAAGGCCCGGGGGGAGCUGCCGGGGCUGCUGGAGCGCGCCCGCCUGCUGAGCUCGGCGCUGCCGCACGCCGACAUCUGCUGCCACUUCUCCAUCAGCCACAACUACUCGGGGUCGGCAGCCGCCGGCUUUGCGGCGCUGACCAACUUCUGCCGGCAGCUGGCCGGCAUCCAGGGGUGCAGCCUGCUGCUGGUCAGCGGCGGCGGGCGGCGCAAGCAGCUGGACUCGCUUCGGGCACUGGAGCUGGCGGCUGCUAGCCCGGACUGGCAGGAGCUGCGGCUGCCCGUGGCGGUUGCCUUCAACCCGUACUUCCCAGAUGCCGGGCGGCAGCAGGAGGAGCGGCGCCGCCUGCGCCGCAAGCUGAUGGCCGGCAGGGGCCGGGUGGCUGCUGUGUACCUGCAGGCAGGCAGCGACGUGCACCGCCUAAGAAAAGGGCUGCAUCACCUGCGGCAGCUGCUGGCAGAGCUGGAGCAGCUAAACGCUGCCAGCCAAGAGCCUGGCACAGAGGCAGGGGCGCCUCCGCAGCAGCCGGCUAGCAGGCCCGCCAAGCGGCAGCGGCAACAGCAGGCAGGGAGCUCAACAGCAGCGCAAUCAGCCCCACUCAGCAACCAUCAAGGGCCCAGCACAGGUACAAAGAUAGCCAGGACGCAGGAGCAGCGCAUCCAAGUGUUUGGCUCGGUGCUGGUGCCGAGCCGCAAGCUGCUGGCAAACAUGAAGUUCCGCCCGUGGGGAGGCGUAUUCCUCAGGCAAGCAGGCCCGUCUGUGGUACAUCAGUCGCAUGUAAUGUCCCCCGUACUGGCCCAGAUCAGCCGCCCGCAGUACCUGAGCGGCGUCCAGCAGGCAGAGGCGAUCACCCGACAGGUACUGCAGGUAUAUGCCGAGUACUCGGUGACACCGCUGGUGGAGACGGAGGUGACGAGCGAGGCGCAGGCGGCCCAUGUACAAGAGCUGCUAUAG
This is a messenger RNA of Chlorella variabilis, 1103 nucleotides long. RefSeq lists its product as hypothetical. The record is from RefSeq and is a predicted model, not a curated record. The transcript has 5 exons. NCBI's taxonomy places the organism in Eukaryota, Viridiplantae, Chlorophyta, Trebouxiophyceae, Chlorellales, Chlorellaceae. The coding region runs from base 36 to 1103 and encodes 355 amino acids.